Molecule: messenger RNA, 1041 nt
Organism: Aspergillus affinis
Lineage: Eukaryota; Fungi; Ascomycota; Eurotiomycetes; Eurotiales; Aspergillaceae
Product: sterigmatocystin biosynthesis dehydrogenase stcV
Exons: 3
Coding region: 1-1041 (346 amino acids)
Source: RefSeq, a predicted model, not a curated record
AUGAGCUCGCUUGACAAGAAUGCCGAUUCCUCCCCUCUUUUCCGCCAUCGUCAACUUACGCCGGCAGGUACCAUCCGUGUAUCGCCGUUAUGCCUAGGAACCAUGACAUUCGGAGGCAAACAAGGUGGCCACCAGGGCGGAAACUUUAACGAUACCGCCAGCGGUUAUCAGGAGGGAGAGUCGGAGAUGAUCGUUGGCGAAUGGAUGGCAUCACGCGAGAACCGUGAUGAGAUCGUGCUUGCAACAAAGUACACAGCCGCUUAUAUGACGCAUCGCAAAGUUCGCAUCCCAUCCAACUACGGCGGCAAUAAUGCGAAGUCCAUGAAGGUCAGCGUGGACGCGUCUCUACGCAAAAUGCAGACCUUCUAUAUCGAUUUGCUUUACGUCCACUGGUGGGAUUAUACGACCUCGAUACCAGAGUUGAUGCAUGCCUUGAAUGACCUGGUCGUGGCAGGGAAGGUGAUCUACCUGGGUAUCUCGGACACCCCUGCCUGGGUUGUAACCAAGGCCAAUCAGUACGCCCGCGAUCAUGGCUUGCGUCAAUUCUCGGUUUAUCAAGGAAUGUGGAAUGCAGAGAUGCGUGAUUUUGAACGAGAUGUGAUUCCUAUGGCGCGAGACGAAAGGAUGGCAUUGUGUCCCUACGGCGUUCUCAAUCAAGGCCGUUUCCAGGCCAGAGAAGGGUUCCAGGAACGUGAGACUCAUAACCCGGGAAGGAAAUUCAUUCCUACAUCAGAUCAUGACAGGAAGGUCUCUGCUGUGCUCGAAAGGAUCAGCCAUGCUAGAGGUGUGAAGCUGCUUGACGUUGCUCUUGCAUAUGGCAGUAUAGCAAGUUUGAGCCUUGCUCUUACUGAGGACGAAGUUGAAGAGGUUGAACGGGCCUACCCAUUUGUCUUUGGGUUCCCAUACACUUUUCUGAGUGGCUCGAUGUUUGACCGUUCGACCCCUAGAAUGGCUGAUAAGCCAGGAGAUGUUUGGUUGACGAAGCCGCUGGGAAAGUUCGACUGGGUUGAACCCCCUAAGCCAAUAAAGCCUUCCCCAUAA